GAAUCGCUUCAGCGACAGGAAGGAGGCCAAACGGGGAGAGCAACACGCGCAGAGGAGAACACUGCUCGUCACCUGUUGAAGAUCCGCCUUGUGCGCAUUCAUUCCAUGGCACAUCCGAGAUCAGCAGCCAUCUCCCACUCAGCAGCCUCAGGGACGGCACGGGAGCCGAUCUGUCCACGAGCCGAUGCACAAGACGCCGACGCCCCAUGUGCGCCAUCAUCUCGUGCAGCAUGCCCUCACCGACGACAGACAAUCGCGUCGCGGUCUGUCUUGCCCCUUUCUGCCGUGUUUGUGGCUGUCGUGCUCGCUACCACCGCUCAGUUAGCCCACUGCAUCGACAGGGGAGCCUUUCUGCGGCCAUUUACGGGCAGCAUGACGACGCCUGCGCGGCGAUUGGAGAGGAUGCGGCAGCAUCUGCACCCGGCGAGGCGGCCUUCUGAUCUGUUGAGGACUCGGCUGUUGAUGGCUGACGAUGAGGACGUGCAGACGGUGACCACGGACUCGGUGACCAAGGACUACUACAAGAUCCUCGGGGUCGACAGGGGGGCAUCCAAGAAAGAAAUCACCAAACGGUGCGUGCGCCAUGCCGUCCGCCUGUGUCGCGUGUGGAACCAUCUGUAGGUUUGUGUGUCCAUGUGAUGUGUGUCAGGUACAAGGAUCUGCUGCGCGAGUUUCACCCCGACUUCGGCGGCGACAAGUACGUCAUGAUGGAGCUCAACGAGGCCUACGAGGUCCUCGCUGACGACGCCAGGCGAGAGGUCUACGACCGCACCGGCCAGGCACCACCCUCCGCCGAGCAGCAGCAGCAACAGCAGCAGCAGCAGAUGGCCGGACAGCCGACCGGCGGAUGGCAGGAGAUCGGAUUCAACGACAUAUUCGACACAUUCUUUGGCGGCGGCAUGGCCGGCGGUUAGCUUAGCGAGGCAAAGCCCCACCACGCAGAGAUGCGCAUCGCAUCAUCAAUGUGUGUUGUGUUGUCAGGUCGGCGUCGUCGGGCAGCGCGUCGCGGCAGUGAUUUGAAGGUGGAGCUGGAGGUUGACUUCGCCACUGCCGUGUUUGGUGGGACGGAGAAGGUGCGGCUCAAGCACGUGGAGACGUGUGAGGUCUGCAUGGGGACCGGCGCCGCGCCCGGCACCAAACCUGUCGUAUGCCCCACCUGCAACGGACAGGGCAUGGUCUUCCAGGUCAGACGACAAAUGCCCGGGGCGGAGGGGACUUGUCUGUCUGUCUGUCUUCUGUUGUGUGUGGGGUGUGCGGCGCGGCGCGUGUUGUGUGUGCAGGAGCAGCGGACCCCCGUUGGGUACAUAUCUACCGGAUCGACGUGUCCCACUUGUGGCGGUGUGGGCGAGAUCCUCGCGGACCCUUGCCCUGCGUGCAACGGACAGGGCCUCGUGCAGAGGACCAAACAGAUUGACGUGAGCGAGCUGAGCGGACACAUACAAUACACACGAUAGAUACCGAGCGACACACAGACAGACAGAUGUAUAUAUGCACGCUGAUCUGAUCCACCCCCCCGUCAGGUGGCUGUGCCGGCUGGUGUGGAGGAGGGCAUGAAGCUGCGCAUCAAGGGGGAGGGCGACGCCGGCAUGAACGGGGGCGAAGCGGGAGACCUGUAAGCAAACCAUGCCAUCCAUCCAUCCACUCGUGUGUGUGUCCGGCCCACCCAUCAGGUUUGUGUUUGUCAAGGUGCGUCCGGACUCCCGCUUCACGCGCAAGGGGACGUCCAUCUUUUCUGAGACCACCAUCUCGUACACCGACGCCAUCCUGGGCAAGACGGUCGAUGUGGAGGUCAUCGACGGCACCGAGCCCGUCAGGAUCCCACCCGGCACACAGCCCGGCACCACCAUCAAGGUCCCCGGCAAGGGCGCGCCAAAGGUCGGCAUCCCCGACUUUCGCGGAGACCAUUUCACCACCGUCAAGGUCGGCACGGCACGCCGUCUGUCCGUCUUUGUCUACCCUCUGGUGGAUGGAUGGAUGGAUGUCAUCUCCGUGUGUGUGUUGUUAGGUGGAGAUCCCCACGAGUGUGUCCGGUCGUGAGCGUGAGUUGAUUGAGGAGCUGGACAGGCUGCGGCCGUCAUCAGGGUCGCGCGAAGAGGGUGGGAGGGGCAAACGCUUUUUCGGAUUGUGACGAUGGUGUCUGUCGGUGUGGGGGCGAGGCCCUCUCUCUAAUCUGUCUGUCGGUCUCAUUCAUCCAGAAGAGUGCAACCAACGAUUACAAUGAGCGAGUGUGCCCACGCUUCACGUUUUAUUUUAUCGCCACCUAGCUUAUGGUGUGGUGUUGGCUGGGCUGGCGGAUGAGGUGAAGUGCGCACGUGUCACGUGUGUGUUGAUGUGAUGGUUGGAGAGGGAGAAGCGAGAUUCUGAAUGCGUUUCUGCGUCGUCGUGACCUGAGUGAGCAUUGCAUUGCAGUGCCUGCGGUGGUGUAUGCGUG
Vitrella brassicaformis is the source of this 2431-nucleotide messenger RNA. The record is from the annotation of a GenBank genome assembly. NCBI's taxonomy places the organism in Eukaryota, Vitrellaceae.